Molecule: messenger RNA, 696 nt
Organism: Acanthosepion pharaonis
Lineage: Eukaryota; Metazoa; Mollusca; Cephalopoda; Sepiida; Sepiidae
Source: the annotation of a GenBank genome assembly
AUGGCUCCAUAUUCAAAUAGUACAACCCCAUCCAGGCAAUAUUCUUUCAGGACUUCUCUAGUUGGACCUUUUUUUGGUGGGAUGAGGGUGAAGGACGAGAUUUAUUGGGUUUGGAUUGGCUUUCAUCAAUGGCUUUCUUUUUGGGUACUUUUUAUUUUUCUUCAUCUUCCUCUCUCAGGAUUACUUUUAUUCUCUCUCCUUCCCUCCUUCUACCUGUCCUUUUUUCUCUAUCCUGUUAGAUUGCCUUCUUUUUUUGUUUUACUACCGAAGAAAAAAGUUUUUCCUUCUCUUUUUCUUUCCUGUCAUUUUUUUUUAAAAAUAUUUUCCUACCUUCUCUUUCAGUCUCAUUUUCUUCUCCCUGCCACUCUUUCUUAUUCUAUUCACUCUCUUCCCUUUCUGCCUCCUUUCCUCCUCCUCCUCCUGUACCCAUUUGUGCAUUUCUUUUCUUCUCUUGAUAUCCUUAUAUUACUUUCCUUUCUUUUUUUAUUCACUCUUCUAUUCUCUUGGGUUUUCUCAUUUUCUUUUCCUCUUCCCUUUCUCUUCUCUUAUCCUAUCCUUUCCCUCUCCACCUCUUUUCUUCUCUCUACCCCCUUUUUUGUCUCUCCUCUGUCCUCUCCACCCCUUUUUUGCUUCUUUGCCUUCUCCACCUCUUUCUCUCUCAACCUCUUUUUUCCCUCUUUCCUCUACCCUUCUUAA